Molecule: messenger RNA, 3891 nt
Organism: Carica papaya (papaya)
Lineage: Eukaryota; Viridiplantae; Streptophyta; Magnoliopsida; Brassicales; Caricaceae
Gene: BRI1
Product: Leucine-rich receptor-like protein kinase family protein
Biological process (GO): protein phosphorylation
Molecular function (GO): protein binding; protein kinase activity; ATP binding
Source: RefSeq, a predicted model, not a curated record
UCCCCUUGCUCAUGGCACUACCCAAACCCUAAUCACUCCAGAGAUGACACCUCCCACUCCCUUCUCCCUCUUCUUCCUCUUCUUCUUCUCCAUCUUUCUCUCUCUUUCUGCAACUAAAGACUCUGAAACCCACCUUCUUAUCUCCUUCAAGGCUUCUCUCCCUAACCCAUCUGUACUUCCCGACUGGCUCCCCGAUCACGACCACUGUACCUUCUACGGCGUCACUUGCCGCCAAAACACAGUUUCUUCAAUCCAUCUCUCUUCCAUUCUCCUCAGCGUAGAUUUUCGCUCUGUUGCUUCCACUCUCCUCACGCUUCAGCACUUGGAUACUCUCUCCUUGCCUUCCGCCAAUCUUUCCGGCACCAUUUAUUUUCCUUCUGGAUCCAACUGUGGCUCGCUAUUGACUACCUUAGAUCUCUCAUUCAACUCCCUUUCUGGUCCUUUAUCAUCUCUUUCUUCUCUUGCUUCCUGCUCAAACCUCCGCUCUCUCAAUCUUUCAAAUAAUCUUCUUCUUUCUUCUGCCAGAGAUUCAGGUGCUUUAACACUCCCUCGGUUGCAGCUUCUCGACCUUUCCCACAAUAAGAUUUCCGGCACCGGAGUUGUUUCUUCGGUUCUUGACGUCGGUUGCGCUGACCUCAGGCACUUGAACUUGAAGGGAAACAGAAUCACCGGAGAAGUUAAUGUCUCUAAUUGCUCUGUUCUUGAGUAUUUGGAUCUCUCCUCAAAUAAUUUCUCUGUGCCUAUUCCCUCAUUCGGCGACUGCUUAGUUCUUGAAUAUCUCGAUAUCUCCGCCAACAAGUUCUCUGGCGAGGUUACUCGUGCCAUUUCUUCUUGUUCGCAGCUGACUUUCUUGAAUCUCUCUAGCAACCAGUUCACAGGUCCGUUUCCGACGCUACCGGCCAAUAACUUGCAGUUUGUCUCUCUGGCAUACAAUGAUUUCCAGGGCGAGAUUCCUCCGUCUCUGGCGGACGCCUGUUCGAGUUUGACGGAGCUCGAUAUUUCCAACAAUAAACUCUCUGGUACGAUUCCCAGUAGCUUCCGUUCUUGCUCUUCGUUGGAGUCUCUUGAUAUUUCUGUUAACAGCUUCUCUGGAGAACUGCCGGUUGAAACUCUGCUGGAAAUGAGUAACUUGAAGGAGCUUGUUUUGUCGUUUAACGAAUUUACUGGUGCCUUGCCUGAUUCUUUCUCGACUCUUUCCGGUUUGGAGAUCUUAGAUCUGAGUUCCAAUAAUCUGUCCGGCUCAAUCCCUCCGGGUUUGUGCCAAAAUCCUAGGAGUAGCUUGAAGGAGCUCCAUCUUCAAGACAAUCAGUUAAUAGGGUCGAUUCCUGCUAGUUUAAGUAACUGUUCUCAGCUUGUUUCACUUCAUUUAAGCUUUAAUUACCUGACGGGAACAAUUCCUUCGAGCCUGGGGGCUCUUUCCAAACUCCGGGAUUUGAAGCUCUGGUUGAAUCAGCUCCACGGCGAGAUCCCACAGGAGCUGUUGCACCUUCAAGCACUUGAGACCUUGAUUCUAGAUUUCAACGAGUUGUCGGGGGCGAUACCUUCUGGUCUGAGCAACUGCACCAAUCUCAACUGGAUCUCAUUAUCCAACAAUCGGUUGACCGGCGAGAUUCCUGCCUGGAUUGGCCGCCUCUCCAAUCUUGCCAUUCUCAAGCUCAGUAACAACUCUUUCUAUGGUAGAAUCCCGCCGGAGCUUGGAGAUUGCCGCAGCUUGAUAUGGCUGGAUCUCAAUACUAAUUUGUUGAAUGGGACCAUACCUCCUGCACUCUUCAAGCAAUCUGGAAAAAUUGCUGCCAAUUUUAUUGCGGGAAAGAAGUACGCUUACAUCAAGAACGAUGGCAGUAGAGCCUGCCACGGAGCUGGAAAUUUGCUCGAGUUUGCAGGGAUUAGGGAAGAACAGCUGAACAGAAUUUCAGCAUGGAACCCCUGCAACUUCACUCGGGUGUAUAGAGGCCUCACACAGCCCACAUUUAACAAUAAUGGGUCGAUGAUAUUUCUUGAUAUUUCUUACAAUUUAUUAUCAGGGAGUAUACCCAAGGAGGUCGGGACAAUGUCUGAUCUCUUUAUUUUGAACUUGGGUCAUAACAAUAUCUCUGGAGCCAUUCCGCAAGAGCUUGGAGGCUUGACGGGUCUAAACAUACUGGAUCUCUCCUACAAUAGUCUUGAAGGGACGAUCCCAAAUUCUAUGACAGCCCUAACCAUGCUUAUGGAGAUUGAUCUGUCAAACAACUAUCUCACCGGGAUGAUUCCUGAAAUGGGUCAGCUUGAAACCUUUCCUCCUUACAAGUUCAUGAACAAUUCUGGUCUUUGCGGUUAUCCUCUCUCUCCUUGUGGAGGUAGUUCAGGGACAAAUGCAAAUUCUCAGCAUCAGAAAUCUCACCGGAGACAGGCAUCUCUUGUUGGAAGUGUGGCAAUGGGGCUGCUUUUCUCCCUCUUCUGCAUCUUUGGUUUGAUCGUAGCUGCGGUGGAAAUGAAGAAGAGGAGGAAGAAGAAGGAGUCAACUCUUGAUGUUUAUAUGGAUAGUCGUUCUCAUUCGGGCACUGCUAACACAAGCUGGAAGCUAACUGGUGCAAGAGAAGCCUUGAGCAUCAACCUUGCUACGUUUGAGAAACCUCUUAGAAAGCUUACUUUUGCAGAUCUUCUUGAAGCUACCAAUGGGUUCCACAAUGAUAGCCUUAUUGGCUCUGGGGGUUUUGGUGAUGUAUAUAAAGCUCAGCUCAAGGAUGGGAGUGUUGUAGCUAUCAAGAAACUAAUACACAUCAGCGGACAGGGUGAUCGGGAGUUCACAGCUGAGAUGGAAACGAUUGGAAAAAUCAAACACCGAAACCUUGUGCCCCUUCUUGGGUAUUGUAAAGUGGGAGAGGAGCGGCUGCUGGUCUAUGAAUAUAUGAGAUAUGGAAGUUUAGAAGAUGUUCUACAUGACCAGAAGAAAGCUGGAAUAAAACUGAACUGGUCUGUGAGGAGGAAGAUUGCCAUUGGUGCUGCUAGGGGAUUGGCUUUUCUUCAUCACAAUUGCAUCCCACAUAUCAUUCACAGGGACAUGAAAUCAAGCAAUGUGUUGCUUGAUGAAAACUUGGAGGCUAGAGUAUCGGAUUUUGGAAUGGCAAGACUAAUGAGUGCAAUGGAUACGCACUUGAGUGUAAGUACGUUGGCAGGGACUCCAGGUUAUGUACCACCAGAAUACUACCAGAGCUUUAGAUGUUCCACCAAAGGCGAUGUUUACAGCUAUGGUGUUGUUUUACUUGAGCUUCUAACAGGGAAAAGACCAACAGAUUCCGCCGAUUUCGGGGACAAUAAUCUUGUCGGGUGGGUGAAGCAGCAUGCAAAGCUAAAAAUCAGCGAUGUUUUUGAUCCUGAGCUCAUGAAGGAAGAUCCUAGCCUUGAGAUUGAGCUUUUGCAACACUUAAAAGUAGCUUGUGCAUGCCUUGAUGAUAGGCCUUGGAGACGACCAACAAUGAUUCAAGUGAUGGCAAUGUUCAAGGAAAUCCAAGCUGGAUCAGGACUCGACUCACAAUCCACCAUUGCCACAGAAGAUGGAGGAUUCGGAGGGGUAGAAAUGGUAGAGAUGACCAUAAAAGAAGUCCCUGAACUAAGCAAGCAGUAGGCGGGCUUAAAAAAUUUUCAGCAGAGGAGAAUUCUUUAAAGAAGAAGAUGGUGAUGAUUCAAAAUUUUCUGUCUUCUUUAGCACUCCAUACACACUGCCUCUUUUGUAUCUCUGCCAUUUAAUGUAUCUAUCUUGUUAUUUAUACAUAAGAAAAAGGUUGUUUGAAGGUGUUAUAAUGUGUAAAUAUACAGUUGGAUAUCAGCAGUUGUAAUGUCAUGGUUUUUAAUUUGCUCAUCCAAGUUUUGGGAGAUUAAUUUGAAUAUGUGAUGGUGAUCAAUUUGGAGGCA